AUGAGGGUCAGUAGUCUUAAUGAUGAGUUAUGUUAUCAAUUCUAUUAUUGGUUGGGAGGUAUGGUAUCCAGGAGCCCAAAUGGCUCAAAUUCAUUUUACGAUGUUAUGAAAUCAAUUUACCUGGACCUGAAGAAGAAUCUAGCCUCGAAGGGUGUAUGCACUAACGUGUACCAGAAUAUUACGAAGGACGAAUUCGACCAAAGAAAACUAAUGUAUGAUUACACUCAAGACUACUUGUCUAUUUUGGCAUAUACACCUACAGGAAAAGAAACUUGUGUUCAAGAAUAUUACGACCAUUUAGCACAAUUGAAAGGGGCAUGUGCUCCUAUAAAUACAUAUUGUCAGAGUGGAAGUAGUAAUGCUAGUGGCCAAUAUUGCACCUGGUUUAAGGAGAAAGGACAGCAAUAUUGUGCUACGGAAAAACUGGAAAAAUUGUCAUGCAAAAAAGUGGGAGGUUCUACUAGUAAUCAAAACACUGGUAGUCCAAGACCAGGUUCCACGGGAACUUGCAGUCCAGGUCCCUGUCCAAACCCAAAUCAAGCCGGCAGCAGCGGUUCUUUUUCUGAUGCCGAUUUAGUGGAUGGUGUCUCUGGUGGAGAAGGAAAAGGAGGGAGUGAUGGUGGUGAUAGUCACAGAAAAGAAGGGGAAGAUGAACUUGGUGGAAGUGCUGUUAUACCUGCUGCUGUGUCAGGUGGACUUGCCGCAAUAGGAUUACCUGCCUUAGCAUACUUUUUUUACAAGUAUAAAUCACACCUCUUCUUUCUUAAGGGGAAUAACUCCUCUGCCGGAGGAAUGAGCGGAAGCAGAAGAAAAAGGUCCCUUAGGAGAGGAUUUAAUGAUUUUGAGGGGGACGAAGACGACGACUACACCUCAACAACGGAAGAUUCAUCCGAAUAUUCGGUUCCAUAUACCUCAUCAUCAUCUAGAUGA
Plasmodium coatneyi is the source of this 930-nucleotide messenger RNA. Its product is annotated as KIR protein. Lineage: Eukaryota; Apicomplexa; Aconoidasida; Haemosporida; Plasmodiidae. The record is from RefSeq and is a predicted model, not a curated record. The transcript has a single exon. Bases 1 to 930 code for a protein of 309 amino acids.